This is a messenger RNA of Clarias gariepinus (North African catfish), 1392 nucleotides long. RefSeq names its product atonal bHLH transcription factor 1a (gene atoh1a). The transcript has a single exon. NCBI's taxonomy places the organism in Eukaryota, Metazoa, Chordata, Actinopteri, Siluriformes, Clariidae. The coding region runs from base 21 to 803 and encodes 260 amino acids. Gene Ontology annotation, molecular function: protein dimerization activity. The record is from RefSeq and is a predicted model, not a curated record.
UUAGUACAAACACGCAAAAAAUGGACGUAAUUGGCAGCUCUUGUGAAGACGCGAGGACUGCAGUGGAGUCGGACGCAGCGCGUGGGGAACGCUUUCCGCUCACUUUGGCGCUAGUGGAAGGCGGAGACGCACGCGCCUGGCUCGCUCCUGCACACGCGGAAUACCUGCCGCACAGCUCGGGCUCCUCGAGCGCGGAGGGCGUGUCUGGUUCGCACUUAAACAAGGGCGCAAGGGUGGGGGGCGCCGUGCGUGUGCGUGAGCUGUGUCGCCUCAAGGGAGCGACGCGGGCGGAUGAGGGCAGGCAGCGCGCUCCGACAAGCAAGCCCGCCAACGUGGUGCAGAAGCAGAGACGCAUAGCGGCGAACGCACGAGAGCGCCGGCGCAUGCACGGUUUGAACCACGCCUUCGACGAGCUGCGCAGCGUCAUCCCCUCCUUCGACAACGAGAAGAAGCUUUCCAAGUACGAGACACUCCAGAUGGCACAGAUCUACAUCAACGCCCUGUCCGACCUGCUGCGCGCUCCCGGUUCAGAAGAUGACGCGCACAAUGGUGACGUGCUGCCGCCCGCUUUCGGAGGUGAGAGAUCACCAACCUCAUUUCCUGUCCAGCUCACCGGUGUGCCGUUCCCUUAUGAGGAAGACGCGUUUAAGUCUGCUUCAGAGUGCAGCAAAGACUCCCCGCGGUCGAGUCGGAGCGAUGGAGAGUUCUCACCACACUCGCACUUCAGCGACUCUGACGAGACCCACGCAGAGCUGCACAGCGAGGACGAGCUGUGUGAACUGAGCCGCCACCGCGCCUUUUAGUAACCGAGAUGUCCGGCAUUUCUUCGUGUCAAUCGUAUUCACCCUAUACUUUUGCAAUAGGUUACCAUUUGAAUUGGUUGUCUUGACAUCGAUUUUAUGACUAUUUAAAAAGUACGCUGUUGUUGUUGCUGUUGUUUUCAGUAACUUUUACGCCAAUAGAAUCUAUUUGCCUUGUCGUGACACUGGCGAGAUUCCCCACGCCACGUCACCUGCCGCGCGCAGCAGUGCCAUGGGCCCGGAUGUCAUGCAAAACUGUCUUCCGAAAAAAGUGACCCAGUUUAUGCAUUUACAAUAAUUUAAUAGGAUAUGAUUUGGGUUGUUAUUAUUGUUUUGUUGGUUUGUUUGUUGUAACUCGAAGAAUUUGAACUUCACUUGCACUUUAAAUAUGGGCCAUAGGCUUGAGAAACACGCUUUGUAAUAGGUCGAGUUUUUUUCUGUUGUUUUUAUGUAGCCUAGUCAUGCCAAUUUGUCAAUGAUAUUUAAUAUAGCCAUUAGAUGUUUUGUACAUUUGUUAAGUUUGAAUAUUCGAUUUGGACACGAGGUUGUUAUUUGUAUUCAACUUUUGCUUUGAGACGGUGUCUAUUAAAGU